This is a messenger RNA of Megalobrama amblycephala (Wuchang bream), 1113 nucleotides long. It is a transcript of the gene tfam, whose product is annotated as transcription factor A, mitochondrial. The record is from RefSeq and is a predicted model, not a curated record. Gene Ontology annotation, molecular function: transcription cis-regulatory region binding. NCBI's taxonomy places the organism in Eukaryota, Metazoa, Chordata, Actinopteri, Cypriniformes, Xenocyprididae. The coding region runs from base 198 to 1034 and encodes 278 amino acids. The transcript is spliced from 7 exons.
AUUUUAGGUGAAUAAUUCUCCCAUAGUGCACUUCGGUCAGACGGCAGAGGGAAUGGCGCCUUAACUGGAGGAGGAGAAACACAAUUCACAACCAUAACAGUAUAUUUUUAGUCAGCUUGUGUGUAACGUUAUAUUGUCCUCACCGUGUAUAUUAAAUAUUCGAUUCACAUUAUUGGGAAGAUCACAGCACGUGUACGAUGGCUCCGUUCAGCUUGAUGUCAGUCGGUGCUAAUCUUUUGGUAAAGUCUUUGAGUCUGUUCUCAAGUGCAUCUGUUGUGAGGUGUUCAUGUGUAGCUCCAGUGAUAAAGAGUUUUAGCACCACAACAGGGGGUCCACCCAAAAGACCCCUGACAGCCUACAUGACAUAUGUGAAGGAGAUGCAGCCCACCUUCAGCAGACAAAACCCUGGACUGAAAAAUGUGGAUGUUAUCCGAAAGUUAGCAGAGAAGUGGAGAAUGCUGACUCCUGAACAGAAGCAGCCAUUUCAGGAUGCAUCUUUGGUAUCCAGGGAGCAGUAUAAGCUUGCUUUGGAGACAUACAAAGCCCAACUCACUCCUGCACAGACCGCUGCUAUUGCAGACGAAAAACGACAAAGAGUGGCCAAAAGAAAAGCAAUUAGGAGAAAGAAGGAGCUGAAUAGUCUUGGCAAGCCCAAACGCCCCAGGAGCGCCUUCAACAUCUUCAUGGCAGAGCACUUUGAGGAAGCAAAGGGAACUACUAUGCAGGCGAAGCUGAAGUCGCUGAGAGACGACUGGAUGCGAUUCAACAACACACAGAAACAAAUAUACACACAGCUGGCAGAGGAUGACAAAGUCCGUUACAAAAACGAAAUAAAAUCGUGGGAGGAGCACAUGAUUGAGAUCGGAAGGGAAGACCUUGUUCGGAGAAAGGAGAGGAGAGCCAUCAAAGCCAAAACCAUCAUAGACAGAAAGAAGAAAUCCAAAGUAACGGUGAUAAAAGCAAAAGCACCAAAAAAGAAGGCUACUGUUGCUGGAACAGCUGCGAAAAAGACUGUGAAGAGCACCAAGAAGUGAGAUUAUGUAUGACUCUGUUAGACAGUGUGUUGUACAAAGGCCAGUUCCGUCCUCAAUAAAAAGCCUGUGCUUUCCGUUA